AUGGCCUGCCGUUUGGAGUCUGCACUGCUGCUGCUGCUGCUGCUGCUGGGGUCUGCGAGCUCCGCCGGCGAGAAUCGCUGCGUGGACGCGGCCGAGGCGUGCACGGCAGACGCGACGUGCCAGCAGCUGCGCUCGGAUUACGUGGCCCGAUGCCUGGGUCGGGCGGCGCCCGGGGGCCGCGGCGGAGCCGGGGCCUGCGCGCGCUCCCGCUGCCGCCGCGCCCUGCGCCGCUUCUUCGCCCGCGGGCCUCCGGCGCUCACGCACGCGCUGCUCUUCUGCGGCUGCCACGGCCCCGCGUGCGCCGAGCGCCGGCGCCAGACCUUCGCGCCCGCCUGCGCCUUCGAGGGCCCUGGGCCGGCGCCGCCCUCCUGCCUGGAGCCCCUGGAGCGCUGCGAGCGCAGCCGCCGCUGCAGGCCCCGUCUCCUUGCCUUCCAGGCCUCGUGCGCUCCGGCGCCCGGCUCCCCCGACGGCUGCCCGGAGGACGCGGGCCCGCGCUGUCUGCACGCCUACGCAGGCCUCGUAGGCACCGUGGUCACACCCAACUACCUGGACAACGUGAGCGCGCGCGUCGGGCCCUGGUGCGGCUGCGGGGCCAGCGGAAACCGGCUCGGAGAGUGCGAAGCCUUCCUCCAGCUCUUCACCAGGAACCCCUGCUUGGAUGGUGCCAUAGAAGCCUUUGACAGCUUGCAGCCGUCAGUUCCGCAAGACCGGCAGAACCCCUACCAGAACGCUGGGCACCGUCUCCCACAGGCAGACCGGAGUAGGGGCGUGCGUGGGCGUGAGUGGCCUGGGAGGAGAUGGAGGCAGAAGCAGCCUCCAUUUUGUCCUCACCCUCAAGGUGUCCUCGCUGUCCGUACUCACUGCCCUGGCUCUCCAGGCCCGGCUCUGACUAGGAGGGCUGACCGUGGACCGCACAGCUGACUGCCAUGUCCCUGGCUUGCUGCUCGCUGGACUCAAACUGCCUUGCCCUCAGGUCCUGCUGUCUGGACACCUGUGUGCCUGUGCCCUGGACUGAGGGCUGGGGGCUAGGGUCUGACUGAAAAGCCUCUGCUUCCCCUGUCAGUAGGCAUCUUGGCUGUUUUCUUCACCAUCCUUGAGAUGAUUACCUGUAGAGGAGGCCUCGCUGGGCCCCUUAUGCUUAGAGAGCAGGAGAGAGACUAGCCUCUGCCUAUCUUCUUCCGGACAGACCGACAACAGGGAAGACUGCCUCCCAUUAACACUGCAGCCGACAGACCCUCCCAGGUAGCCGUUCCUGGGCAUUAAGCCUACCGUGGCCCAGGACUAGCACUGACAUUGCUUGCGGCCCAUGGCAUUAAAGAGGGACGCUCAGGCCCCUCCUGCUCAGCAGCCCACUGGCUCCAUAGCCUUUCCCCCUGUGGUUUCCCCAGCACCAGGUGCGGCACACCACCAGCUCAAUAAACCCAGGUGCACUGAGACCAGCCUGGUUUUUCUGUCAUCUGACCUGAAUAUGUGGACUCCUGUGUGGCCUUAGAUACCCCUGGAACCAUUUUUGAGUCUGAAUACCUGAGAAUGAACACACCCAGCAGCCAACCACUGAGACGAGUGCACGUAUUGCGACUCCUUUGCACACUCAAAGCUGAUGUUUGCUGGUGUUAUCAGCCAGCCCCUGGCUUUAGUCAUAUCUCUCCUAAGUGUAAACAGGUCAAAGUGGUCGGAGUAAAUGGCCAGGCAAGCUGGGCUUCAGGCACGUCUGUCUCUAGGGUUCAGGGAUCUUGGGAUUGCUAGUCUUCACAGAGCUGCCCAGCAGGUAGGAAGGGCCCACUGAAGGGCAGGUUAGGAUGCUACCACACUUUAUGUGCUCUUAGCAUCUCAACAGAGAAUCCUAAGGGAAAGGCAUCGCUCUUUCCCAGCACUCACAGAUGACGUGCUAACGGCCCAGUGUGGGUCGCGGGCCUUCGCUGAGAGAGUCACAGCCAGAAGGCCACCUGGUGUGAGAGGACGGUUUCCCAAAGAAGGUAUUGGGCAGAGUGAGCGUGAAGCUGGGUCCAGACUCUUCCCAUUUCACGAAGAGGAGAGAAGAGCCUUCCCCGCCUGCAGGGAAAUGGACACCUGUGCCUGUGUGGGUGGGGAGAGACAGCGUGCUGGAGCCAGGGAAUAAUGAAAGCGCCAUUCUGCCCUGCUUACUACAACCACGAAGCGGCUCAGACACAGAAGAAAACAUCUGUUAAGUGAUUUCCUUACGAGUGUGCCCAACUCCACUGCUUGUUUGACUUUGAUUUAGCAUAAAUGUAGACCUUGAAUUUUAUGUGUGUGCCGAGUAUACAUAUGUGUACCAUGCGCGUGCGGGUGCCCACAGAGACCAGGAGAGGACAUUACCUUGGAACUGGAGUUCUAAGAGGCUGUGAGCCAUUUGAUGUGGGUGCUGGGAAUAGAAGCCAGGUCCUCUGCAAUGCUCUCAAACACUGAGACAUCUGUAGGCAUUUUUAAAAAGUGGAAAUGAUUCUAAAUAAGACUACAAUGCUGGACAGAAAGUGUAGACAUAAGCCGUCCAAGACUAGUAGGAAGACGAACAGAAAAUCCUGAAGUUCCCUGGCAGCUGGUAGUCCUAGGGCCAGGCACCUGCAAAUGUAUCACACACUGGGGCCAAAGGGUCACCCUGUAUGGUAAAGGUGGGAUUACAGUACAGGUCUUGAGGAGGGUUAGCCAAGCAGGCCCUAGACACAAUCUCAUGUUCCCUCUAAUAAAACCAGUGCAGAGGGAGGUAGUUCAAGGACAGGCAGAGCUUGGAGCGAUGCAGCCAUAGGCAAGGGAUUAUGAUGUCUGAAGCCACUGCGACUUACAGGAGGCAGAUCUGGGUCCCAAGAGCCUCCAGAGGGGUACAGCUCUGCCAGAAUGCGGAGAACAAACUACCAAGACUGGUAAAUAUUUCAGGAGUCUCAGGAAAUGAAUAAAAUCUACUGUUUUCUUA
This is a messenger RNA of Meriones unguiculatus (Mongolian gerbil), 2929 nucleotides long. It is a transcript of the gene Gfra4, whose product is annotated as GDNF family receptor alpha 4. Gene Ontology annotation, cellular component: signaling receptor complex; external side of plasma membrane. Gene Ontology annotation, molecular function: glial cell-derived neurotrophic factor receptor activity. The coding region runs from base 1 to 921 and encodes 306 amino acids. Gene Ontology annotation, biological process: nervous system development. NCBI's taxonomy places the organism in Eukaryota, Metazoa, Chordata, Mammalia, Rodentia, Muridae. The transcript has 6 exons. The record is from RefSeq and is a predicted model, not a curated record.